Erinaceus europaeus (western European hedgehog) is the source of this 2428-nucleotide messenger RNA. RefSeq names its product G protein-coupled estrogen receptor 1 (gene GPER1). NCBI's taxonomy places the organism in Eukaryota, Metazoa, Chordata, Mammalia, Eulipotyphla, Erinaceidae. Gene Ontology annotation, biological process: G protein-coupled receptor signaling pathway. The record is from RefSeq and is a predicted model, not a curated record. Gene Ontology annotation, cellular component: membrane. Gene Ontology annotation, molecular function: G protein-coupled receptor activity. The transcript has 2 exons. The coding region runs from base 781 to 1773 and encodes 330 amino acids.
AUGCCGGGCAGGAGCCAGGGGCCUGCAGUUUCCACAAGGGGCAUGCAGAGGGCAGAGCACUGGACCUGCAGCGUGAAGGCCCUGCAUAGCACUGGGACCACAGGUGCCUGAGUGAGUGACACCUGGGCCCAGACAGAGGCCAGAGCUGCAAGCACCGAAGCAGGGUGCAAGCAAAGACACCCAUGGGGCUGCUGAAGCAGGGCUCAAACUAAAUGCUGACCAGUCAGACCAGGCAACAGCCCACGGGGGCUGAAGACUGAGCUGGCCAGGACCAUCCCCAACACCUGACCACCCCCUGGUUCUGCUGCACAGUGGCUCCUUGACGCCACGGGUGAGGAUGACGCCUCCAGACUAUAGCCAGAGUCCAGGUGCUGGCUAGUGUGCCGGGGGCAGGGCACACCACGAGCACCUUGCGGACCCUCCUGCAGGGGAACCACCUUCCUCCUGCCCCAGUGGCAGCUGAGAAAACUUCCAUCUCCUCCCCCGACACACAGUAGUUUUCCUGUGAUCCCUCGGUUGGUCCCCAGACGUCCUGCGGGUGGUGACUCAGGGGCUGGGCCUGGCGGGCCGGGCGGCUUUCCCACGUCUGCCGCUGCUCGUGUCUCGGGGGACACAGCCAGGGCUGCCCCUCCCCAUGCUGCCGGUCACAACACCAAGCACUCUGCCUGCCUGCGGGUACCAAGGGUGCGGCCAGCUCAGACGCCUAAGGCGGGGGGCCAGCUGCCCAUUCCUUGCCCGGCUGGACGCUCCCUGGAUCCAGAUGUGUGGGCAGCUGCUGGCAUGGCGGCCGUGAACGGCAGCAACUUGACAGGUGGGCCAUGGGGGGGGCCGCAGUAUGCACUGGGCCUGGCACUGUCCUGCAUCUACACAGCUGUGCUCUUCCCCAUCGGCCUCCUGGGCAAUGUGAUGAUUCUGGGUGUGAAUCUGCGUGCCCGCCGCAUGACGGUGCCCGACCUGUACUUCAGCAACUUGGCGGCGGCCGACCUGGUGCUGGUGGCCGACUCGCUCAUCGAGGUGUUCAACCUACAUGGCCAGUACUAUGACAAGGCUGCGCUCUGCACGUCCAUGGCGCUCUUCCUGCAGGCCACCAUGUAUAGCAGCGUUUUCUUCCUCGCCUGGAUGAGUGUGGACCGAUACCUGGCGCUGGCACGGGCGGUGCACUGUGGGCCCCUGCGCACCAAGCGGCGGGCGCGGCUCAGCUGUGGGCUUAUCUGGGCGGCGGCAGCCCUGGCCACACUGGCGCCCUUCUCGGCAGUGCAGCUGCACCCAGGUGCGGCCUGCGCCUGCUUCGCGGACGUGCGGGCAGUGCAGUGGCUGGAGCUAUGGCUGGGUUUCCUGCUGCCACUGGCCGUCAUUGCGCUCUGCUACUCGCUGGUAGCGCGUGUGCUGUUGCGGGCAGCCCGCCGCAGGGCGCCCCGGCCCCGUCGGCAGAGGGCGCUACGCAUGAUGGCGGCCAUGGUGUUGGUGUUCUUCCUGUGCUGGCUGCCCGAGAAUGUCUUCAUCAGCCUGCAGCUGCUCUGGCCGCCUGGGCCUGGGCCAUGCCCACCCUCCCUGCGCCAGUCCUACCCGCUGGCCGGCCACCUGGUCAACCUGGCUGCCUUCUCCAACAGCUGCCUGAACCCGCUGGUGUACAGCUUCCUGGGGGAGACCUUCCGCGUCAAGCUGAGGCUCUGCCUGCAGCAGCGGACAGGCACGGCCCCCCUCGGCCGCCUCUGCAACACUGCCCGCAAGGCCCCGGCCCGGCCAUCUGGCAGCUUCAGCAGCACCGUGUAGAAAGUCCCAGUCAUGCUGGUGUGUGUGUGGGGAGCAUGGGAUGACUGUGGACAGAAUGUGACUCGCCCGCGUGUGCCACGUGUGAACUACCUGGGAUGGCUAGCAGACUGCUGCCCGCAGAGGUGUCUCCCCAGAGAACUCCUUGACACACACGAUGCACCUGUGCCAACACCUGGACCCCACUGGUACUGACAAAUGAACCACACCUGUGCCGACAUCAGAACACAUUUGUGCAGACAACCACACCCUACCUGUGUCAACACCUGGACCCCAAUGUGCACACACGUGGACUACACCUGUGCAGGUGGGACACUACACCUUGCCAACAUCAGGACAUACCUGUGCAGACACCUGAACCUACCUGUGCCAGCACUUGGGCCCCAACGUGCACACACCUGUGCCAAUACCUAGACACCCCUGUACCAACUCCAGUGUGUGCUGGGCCUCCUGUAAAGUGUCACCCUGUCACAGCAGCCAGGCUUGUCUGCCACCACGCCCAGAGGUGGCUGAAACCUGAGUGUGUCACAGGUGGGCACUGGUGAAGGGACACGUCACACAAGAAAGUCUGUCAAUAAAUAGCCCUGUAAGUCCCUGUGCAUGGUCCUCCCUCCCUCCCUCCUGAGCAGAGAGCGCAGUGGGCACCCUGAACCCCGGG